This is a messenger RNA of Adineta ricciae, 585 nucleotides long. Lineage: Eukaryota; Metazoa; Rotifera; Eurotatoria; Adinetida; Adinetidae. The record is from the annotation of a GenBank genome assembly.
AUGUUUAGCCUCUUGCAAUCUCAGCAUCCACCACAAUGUUCACAAUCUGGAUGUGGCAAACCGGUUGAUUGCAAAUGCACUACUUGCCAGAAGGAGUUUUGCAUGUUUCACUUUAUGGACGAUAAACGUGGGCAUCAAUUUAAGUCAGAAGAUGAUGUACAAGGACAGGCAUAUAGUGAUCCACACUUUGUUGGCUUCAACAAUCAAACUUUUGAUCGACAUCCGACUGGUGACGCUAUUCUGUUCAAAAAUUCAUCCGCACAAUUCGAAAUACAUAUUCGUAAUCAAAAAGUGUCUUUCCACUCAAAUUCAAGCCCGGCAAUUAUCAAAGCCAUCGCUAUUCGUGUUGGUGAUGAGAUUAUUCAGUACGCUGUAGAUCGUACUUUUCAGAUUGAUGGUAAACCGCACAAAUUAGAUGGUAUUGGUAUAGCCACUCCGAAAACACGCACCACGAUCAUUGAAGAAAAUAAAAAUACGUUCCAUGNGGCUAAACACACCUCUGAAGUUAUGAGACAGAAGCAUAUCUUUCGGUUCUUCGGAACCACAGUCAUCGAUCAAUUCGACACUCGUUUUUUUUUCUCAUAA